Schizophyllum commune H4-8 is the source of this 1305-nucleotide messenger RNA. RefSeq lists its product as uncharacterized. Lineage: Eukaryota; Fungi; Basidiomycota; Agaricomycetes; Agaricales; Schizophyllaceae. The transcript is spliced from 5 exons. Gene Ontology annotation, molecular function: RNA binding. The record is from RefSeq and is a predicted model, not a curated record. Gene Ontology annotation, cellular component: nucleus. The coding region runs from base 29 to 991 and encodes 320 amino acids.
CUCUCUGUACCUUCAGGCCUGUGAGGCGAUGGCGACCAGCUCAUCCCCAAUCACGCAGGUCUCGCAGAAUGCGCCCUCUCCUACUGCCGGACUGCAACAGCCGUCGCUCCUGACGCGUCUGUUCCUCGACCUGCGCGGUCGUCGCUUCGAGGUCGAGCGAGAGACGAUUAUGAGCUUGCCCGAGUCGGUGCUGCUCGGCCUCUUCCCUAAUGGGCUGGUUCUCAGUCGACAAAGUGUUGCUCUCGCCGACGGGCAAGAGGGCGAGGACGAGGAGGAUGUAUACCCCGUCGACUUCGACCCAGAUUGCUUCCAGUAUGUCCUCAACUUCUUCAGGAAUGCUGCAGAGCAGUUCUAUGGUGUGGGCGAUCAGCCAGGCCUUCUCGCUGCGCAACAACAUCUUUUGGAAGGAUCCCCCACCUCCGACUUCAGUGGCCAGAACCCUCUGCUAUCCAAGCAAGCCAUCAUCGUACUGCGAGAAGAGCUUGAGUACUUCUCCAUUCCCCCGAAGGACGUUGGCGCUGCGACUGACGCGAACGGUCUGGCCAACGAGGCGCUCCUCAACAUCAAGCGCAAAUGCGGCGAACACCUAAUCGACAAGCGUAAGAUUUUCACUGCAUUACAGCGCAACGUCAACAAGGAGAACAAUGUUGCGGAGCAGCAUCUCAUCGACAUGCUUUGCAUGAGUGGUUUUGACAGAAACGACGAGUGGGGCUUCCGCGCCCUCGAGCCCUCUCGCUGCUGCAUAUCAUCCGUUGCCCUCGUCUUGCUCCAGACGGGUAUCAAACAUCACGAGGACAAGCCCGCCGAUAUCGACUACCAGCAGAUGAUAACAGCGCAGAAGCUGUUGCUUUUCUGGCGCAAGCCCGCUCGUAAAUGUUGGUGGGACGGCCUAGAGGUGGACUUGAGAGACUCCUCAAACGAGAAGGCGCCUCCGAACAUCGUCAAGUUAUGGGCCCGACGCGUCUGGACGUUGGAACUGAGCUUGAUAUGAGCAUGAACGGGCCUUUCGCGCGCUCUGUUUGGCCCUCUUACGGACGACUGCGCUUCAUGUAUACCCCUCUAAUGCUUCACGGAUCUGGAGAAUACCUCAUGAGGCCCCUCUAUCUUCCUUUAGUCGUAGUCUACGCCCCUACCGGGUAGUGUCUUCCUGUGCUCACCGCCAUCGUACAUUCGCUGCAUCGAACUUCAUUAUCAAGUGUCAUUGCUGUCUUCAAGCCCUGAAGCAGUCACCUCGUGGAGGCAGGGUGUCUUGCUGCUGAACAGAGUCUAUUCGUCUGUUGCCUCCUCCGUCGAAAUCAGCUUUAG